AUGUAUCCAUAUUACACUCCAUUUGGAUUUCAUACAGGCUCUGAAAACCAAGUUACUUCUGUUGGAAAAACGUUUGUCACAGCAUUUCUGCAAAACCAGGAUUUUAAGGAAAUGCCUCAAUGGGAAAUAGUUGUGACUGGCACUUCACCUAACACCACAGUUACUUUCACUCUUAUGAACUCCAAUUUUAGUAAGGUUAUGGAGAUUGGCAAACAUGAAUCUGUUACAAUUCCUAUCACAUCUAUUGAUGAGUUGAAAGGAACAGCAUUAAGUCCACAUGCAGUGCAGAUUACAGCUGAUGCAGAUGUCACUGUGAUGUCUCGUAAUUACAGAAACAAAAGUGGUGAUAUGACUUUAAUUUACCCUGUUCAUCAGUUGGGAUUUGAAUAUUUUAUAAUUACCCCUCAAAAGGGACCAGAAAAUCAAUAUAAAGAAUUCUUAUUGGUUUCAUAUGAAAAACCAACAACUGUUGACAUCUAUCUAAAGGGUACUAUAAAUUAUAAUGGGACUAAUUAUUUAAAGGGCGACAAGAUGACACUGAACCUUGAGCCAUUCAAUAUUAUUCAAAUUCAGAGUAAAGAUGAUCUCUCGGGCACUAAGGUUGUAUCUCAACAUCCUGUGGCUGUCAUGACGGGGCACACAUGUGCUGAGAAUAACAUAAAAUGUUCCCAUGUCUAUGAACAGCCGUCUGCUGAAAGUUAGGGAACCUCAUUCUUUAUCCUGAACUUAUCUUUCCAGACUAACCAUGACAAUGUCUUAGUUAUGGCUUCUCAAAACACGUCCAUUCAGUACCAAUCUUGUGGAAAAAAAGUGUCAAAAAAUGUGGAAGCUGGAGAAAUGGUUCAGAUUAAUGGCUGUAGCUCUUCACCAUUGACCAUUGACAGCAAUAGUGAAGUUCAAGUUUUGCUUCAUGGCACCAGUAGGAUAUUGAAGCACAGGCCUAUUGGUUCAUUUCUAACUGUUAUACAAGCCAGUAAAUCAUUUGGCUUUACAUAUAACCUUAUUGGACAAGAUAUGUUUGAAUCUAAUGUGGCUGUUCUUACAAUCAAGACCUCAAGUGUUCCUGGUGUUACUUUUGAUGGGAAGUCUCCAACAGACAUUGAGUGGAAAAAUGUCCCUGGAUCUGAGUACUCCUACGCAGAAUAUGACUAUGGCAGUGGCUUCAGCUUUCAUACUGUCCAGCACCCUACAACACCCUUUGGACUUCUCAGUAUUGGGUACUCAAAGAACAUGACCUAUGGAUUUGUGGCUCCCUGUAUUAAAGGGGUAACCAAUAGUUUAUACCAGAAUGUGAUAUCAUCUCUAGAUUUAUUUAAAGAAAGACGAGAGAAAAGCAGAUGUGAGGUUUUGUCUGGUGACAGCGAGGUAGUGGGAAUCGAUCUCCACCAGUGUGCAACUUGCAAAUAG
This is a messenger RNA of Pseudophryne corroboree (corroboree frog), 1407 nucleotides long. RefSeq names its product IgGFc-binding protein-like. NCBI's taxonomy places the organism in Eukaryota, Metazoa, Chordata, Amphibia, Anura, Myobatrachidae. The record is from RefSeq and is a predicted model, not a curated record.